This is a messenger RNA of Engraulis encrasicolus (European anchovy), 3645 nucleotides long. It is a transcript of the gene kirrel1b, whose product is annotated as kirre like nephrin family adhesion molecule 1b. The record is from RefSeq and is a predicted model, not a curated record. Gene Ontology annotation, cellular component: cell-cell junction; plasma membrane. The coding region runs from base 1 to 3645 and encodes 1214 amino acids. The transcript has 19 exons. Gene Ontology annotation, biological process: cell-cell adhesion. Gene Ontology annotation, molecular function: cell adhesion molecule binding. Lineage: Eukaryota; Metazoa; Chordata; Actinopteri; Clupeiformes; Engraulidae.
AUGGCGACGGUGGAAGUUUUGAAGUUUGGCUUAGUUGACCCACCUCCAUUGGUUUUGCUAUUGGUUGAGGGCAGCCUGGUGGAGUGUGGAGCUCGUUUCUCCCAGGAGCCUGCGGACCAGGCGGUGGUGUUGGGGGAGCGCGUCAUCCUCUCCUGCGUGGUCUUUAACUACACCGGGAUCGUACAGUGGACCAAAGACGGCCUCGCGCUGGGCAUCGGGGAGGACCUGCGAGCGUGGCCUCGUUAUCGCGUGCUGCGAGUCUUCGACGUGGGUCAGUACAAUUUGGAGAUCAGCUCGGCACAGCUCUCAGACGACUCGCUCUACGAGUGUCAGGCCACAGAAGCAGCUUUGCGGUCUCGACGAGCCAAGCUGACAGUCCUCAUUCCUCCAGACAAUCCGGUCAUCGACGGCUCUCCGGAGCUCCUCCUGCAGGCCGGCGUGCCGUACAACCUCAGCUGCGUAUCGCGAGGAGCCAAGCCGCCCGCACACAUCCAGUGGACACGGGACGGGGUGACACUCAAUGGAGCAUACAGCACCACGGAGGUGCUGCCGGACCGCAAGCGAGUGACGACCAAAAGCCUCCUGGCCCUGAUGCCGCGAGACGUGGACUCUGGUCGCAACUACACCUGUGUGUCCACCAACCCUGCGGUGCCCAUGGGCAAGCACACCAGCGUCAUACUCAACGUCCACCAUAAGCCUACUGUGACUCUGUCCAUCGAGCCGCGCUCCGUGCUGGAAGGGGAGAGAGUCACCUUUACGUGUCACGCCACGGCCAACCCCCCCAUCAUGGGCUACAGGUGGGCUAAGGGCGGUGUGAUUCUGGACUGGGCGCGCGACGGCGUGUACGUGACGCUGGUGGACCACUCCUACUUCACCGAGCCCGUCUCCUGCGAGGUCUUCAACGCCGUGGGCAGCACCAACGUCAGCAUACUGGUGGAUGUGCAUUUCGGGCCCAUGCUGGUGGUGGAGCCCCGGCCGAUGGUGGUGGACGUGGGAUCGGACGUCAGCCUCAACUGCAAGUGGGCCGGUAACCCCCCGCUCACCCUCACCUGGACCAGGAGAGGCUCUAGCAUGGUUCUCAGUAACAGUAAUCAGCUGUAUCUGAAGUCGGUGACCCAGUCUGACGCUGGUCAGUACGUCUGCAAAGCCAUCGUGCCCCGAAUAGGAGUGGGGGAGACCGAAGUCACACUAACUGUCAAUGGUCCACCCAUCAUCUCCAGUGAGUCCGUGCAGUAUGCGGUGAGAGGAGAGAGAGGCGAGCUGAAGUGCUACAUCGCUAGCACACCACCUCCAGACAAGAUCGUCUGGGCGUGGAAAGAGAACGUUCUGGAGAAGGAGCGUGGCACCCUGCUGGAGCGCUACACUGUCGAGCAGUCUAGAGCCACCACCAGCUCUGGAGCCUCACCGCUAGGCAUCUCCACUGUGGCUGUGUUGUCGACUCUCAGUAUCGCUAACGUUGGAGAAACCGACUUCCAGUCGACGUACAACUGCACCGCCUGGAACAGCUUUGGUCACGGCACCGUGAUCGUCACCCUGAAAGAAAUGGAGCUGAUCCCGGUGGGAGUGGUGGCGGGGGCCACGGUGGGCUCCUUGUCUCUGCUGCUGUUCCUCGGAGGACUGGCAUACUACCUCUACAAGCAGCACACACACCGUCAUCGCGGGGCGGUGGCCUUGAAGCCGGACAUCAAGGUUGAGACGGUGAACAAAGAGCACCACUCCCACUCCAUGGACACGCACACCGAGGAGGAGUCCCUGGACCUGUCCUCCCACACCAGCUCCACCACCACGCGCCAGAUCCUCAAAGCCAUGUACUCGUCUUUCAAAGAAGAUAUGGAGUUGACCUCUGACACUCACACCCACACCGAGCUGCCCACGCCCAGCGAAGAUUACGAGAUCAAGGACCCAACCGAUGGCUACUACAACGUACGUGCCACCCCGCAGGACGAGUCUCGGCCGCCCCUGAACACCAACCCGCACCACCCCCACCACCCCCACCCCCACCCCCUCCACCAGCACCCUCUCCACCAGCACCACGCGCUGAUACAGCAACACCUCCACACACAUCACAUCCAGCAGCAACAAGCUCAACAGCAGCAGCAAGCACAGCAGUCGCCACACACGCCACACACACCCAGGAACCCUCGGACCCAUCACCAGCCGCCGCCGCCACCACACACACACUCGUACCAAGCACAACACCACGCGCAACACGCCAACCAUCCUUUUGGGGCCAGACAACAACAGAUCCAGUCCCAGCAGCAGCUUCAGCAGCAGUUGCAUCAGCAGAUCCAGCAGCACCAUCAGCAAUUGAAGCAGCAACUGCAGCAACAACUGCAGCAGCAACAGCAGCAGCAAGACAUCGAUCGCGAUCAAGACAUCGAAUCAUCGUCAUCUCCCGACGACUCGGCCACCAGCCCAUUUGCAGCGGCCGCCACGCAGUCUUCUGCUGCUGCGUCGACCGCCGUCACCAAGGCGACGGGGACCUCGACUCACCCAUCACCCUCGACAACCACGACAAACGCAUCGUCGUCGUCGUCGUCAUCACAGUCACAGUCGCAGCAACAAGCUGCUCUCUCGGCGACGAGCAGAGGCAACAUUCCGAUUGGCCGUUACGAGAAUGCGGAGUUCAGCGGAGGGGGCGUGGUGUCAUCGGCCGAGUUUGGUGGCGCGCAAGGCGGCAUCGGCAUUGGCGUAGCAGCAAGUGAGUUCCGACACGUUGGCGGCGGCGGGCUUUCGUCACGCGUGUCCGGAAGCACCGGCGACUUGCUGCUCGGCGGGAGUCCGCAGAUCCACAGACAACUCCAACAGCAAGCAGCUGCCGCGUCUGCCGCAGCCGCCGCGCUGGCACAACUCGGAUCAUCCGCUGCCGACCACGUGACAGCCUUUGAGACGUGCUACCCAAUGGCGUCGUCCGGAGGAGGACAGGGGCAGUAUCCAGGAGGCGGUGCCGGCCACAUGACUGGUAAUGCCGCCGCCUCCGCGAUGCCCCACCAACACUAUCAAACUCCUUUUGAACAUCACGCCCAGCAUCCGUACAGUAAGGGGAUGGGGGACGCCCAACUUCCUUAUAAGGCGAUGGGAGGAGAGAUAGGGGAUGUUGCAGGCGGGGCUUACAAGCCCAUGGGGGACAUGGGGGGAGGGGCUUAUAAGCCCAUGGGGGACAUGGGGGGAGGGGCUUAUAAGCCCAUGGGGGACAUGGGGGGAGGGGCUUUUGGGCACUUCCGAGCCACCCAGCCCACUUCCUCGUCGUCUGAUGAGCGUGGAGCCGCUGGGGGAGGACCCGGAGACUAUGAAAUGGAACUCUACAGACUCACGACAGCGCACCAUGGCGACGACGAUAGGCUAAGAGGCCUGGAGGAGGCGGGCCUUACGAGUGAGGACGAGCCAAUCACGCUGGAGUACGACUUGAGGUUCCAGGAUGUGAACGUGACCAGGCCAAUCGCGUUGCACCACACCCAGGAAGUGGUUUUGGGGAGAGGGGGAGGGGCAUUUGAGCAAUGUGGUGGUGGGGGGCGGAGUUAUGAUGACGAGAUGGCCGUGGUGGGGGAGGGGUUAGUAGGGAUGGGGGCGGGGUUGGAGUUAGGGGAGGAGGAUGAGGAUGAGACAGAGCAGAGGCAUCAGCAGAGGAUGCAGACGCACGUUUGA